Messenger RNA from Kuraishia capsulata CBS 1993, 1668 nucleotides. RefSeq lists its product as uncharacterized. The record is from RefSeq and is a predicted model, not a curated record. The coding region runs from base 1 to 1668 and encodes 555 amino acids. Lineage: Eukaryota; Fungi; Ascomycota; Pichiomycetes; Pichiales; Pichiaceae. The transcript has a single exon.
AUGUCUAGAAUUGAUACCGAGGCUUUGAAGCCGGAAACUACAACCCUGGAUAUCCCAACCUUGGGCUCCGUCAAGGGAAAUAAGUUCAUAGAGCUUGAUGGGUUGACCCAGUAUAGCGGCAUCCCCUUUGCCUCGAUUCCUGGUCGUUUCCAGAAGCCUGUUUUGCUAACCAAAUGGGAUGUUCAACAGCUUGACUGUACUCAGUUUGGCCCUUACUCUGUCCAACCACCGAGAAACUUCUAUCCAUUGCCUGGUUUCGCCAGGCCAUGGGCCAAGGCUCCAGUUCAGAGCGAAUUAGAUGUUUUGAACCUGAACGUGUCUGUGCCACCAGGAACCAAGCCGGAUGACAAAUUGCCUGUGAUGGUUUUCAUUCACGGUGGUGCCAAUGCAUAUGCCGCCAACAGUGCUCCCAUGUACGACGGGUUGAACCUGGCCAAAUUUUCCAAGGAGCUGGGCGAGCCAACGGUGAUAGUUACUUUAAAUUACCGUCUGGGGUCGUUUGGUUUUCUUGCCUCAACAGAUUUGAAAAAGUACUCUGAACGCUUGGGCCAGACUGGUGUUGGUAACUACGCUCUAUGGGAUCAACUCACCGGUUUGAGAUGGGUCAACCAGUACAUUGGUGCUUUUGGUGGUGACAAGGAGAAGAUAACUUUGUUUGGACAAAGUGCUGGAAGUCAGGCCGCCCACAUGAUGAUGUUGAAAGGAGAGAAGCUCUUCAACAGAGUUCUUUUGCAGAGUGGCCUCUCUCCUCUGUGUGGUAUCUUUAGCCUUGCUCAAUAUGACGUUGUGUACUUCAAGAUCCUAAAAGAAUUGGGAAUUGACACCAACCUGAGCCCUGAAGAAAGAGUCCAGGCCUUGUUGAAGACAGAUGCCGUUACCCUUAGUGAUGCCACUGCCAAGGUGUUUGGAGUUCCUGUUUUGACCAUGGCAUACACCCAGGAUGAUGACUUCAUUGACCAUAUUCCUUCUUGGGGUGAAUUGGGAGCCGCAGGCCAAAUUCCUGACUUUGUUGAUGCCGUUGUGGUCGGCGACGCUGCGAACGAGUGUAUUAUCUGGGAUGGCACCUACGGGUCCUUUGCAACUAGGGAAAAGUUUCUGCCCAGGUUGAAGUCUAUGUGCUCUCCCGAGCUGUACACGUUAAUUACUGAGUCGUACGAUAUUACGAGUGACCUCUCUGAUGCUGACACCUUCAACAAGGUCGAGCAGUUUACUUCAGAUGGAAUGUACAUCUUGCCCAACUACGUAUUCACCAAGGGCAAUGCUGAUACCGACAAGCUCUACACCUUCCACUUCAACCAGCUUUCUGAGUACGAUAAUGCCUGGGGCGGAUAUGCUCACCAUUCUUUGGACAACGCCCAUGUGUGGUUGAAUCUUUACAAUACCUUCCCAGACCAUGGAAAGAAGCUUGCAAUUGCCAUGGCAACUGCGUGGCUUAAUUUUGCCAAUGGCAAAGAAGAACCAUUCGAAAAAUGGAACUCUGGAAACAGAUACCUAAAUUUUGGUCCAUCGGGGGAGAUCGGCAGGUUCGUUACCCGCUCAGACGACGAAGUUAGAGCCGGUAGAUACAAUAUCUGGGAUAAAAUUAUUUCCGCUGGUUUGGUUGAGGAAUUUGGCAGAGUUUCAGAGGAUAUCAACCUGGAGAGAACCAAGCUUCACGGUUACUGUUGA